GUGACUGGGGUAUUACCAGGUUUGCCUACACUAACAGUUUAAUCAAAUAAAGUAUAUUUUCCGAUACGUUGGUCAAUUAUUUCUGUAUCUUACAUCUACAUUCGUGUUACUCGGCAGUUUUGCAACUUCAAAAGUACGAUUGAAAUUAUACAAAAGGAAUGCAUAAAACUAACCGGUGUAUUGAUUGUUGCAUACGAGGCGAUACAAAUAGGUUAUUUGAUACUAAAACUGUUUACGUUUACCUAAUCUCACAGUUUGAUCAGGUAUAUAGCAUAUUUUCCGACUGGUUUGCUAAUUUAUUCUACAUCCGGUUUACUCGACAGUGGUGAAAGUUUAGAAGUAAACCUGAAUAUGGAGAUUCUGUUGCUACUUGCUUUUGUUCUGGCGCUUGCCUUUUUCUUUGAAUGGGUUUUGAGGCAAUUGAAAAUUGACGACUAUGAAUCACGAUAUGUACUUAUUACUGGAUGUGAUUCGGGUUUCGGACAUGAAUUAGCAAGGAAGCUGGAUAAAUUAAACUUUAAUGUUUUUGCUUGUUGUCUGACCCAUACUGCUGUUGAGAAAUUCAAUGAAACGAGUUCGCCGAAAUUGAAAGCAAUAGAAAUGGACGUCUCAAAGGAUGUUAGUAUUGAAAAGGCAAUGGAAAUAGUAAAUCGGACAUUACCAAGUGGAAAAGGACUGUGGGCAGUUGUGAACAAUGCUGGCAUUUUGGGUGGUAUUGGGUCCAUUAAACUUCACACAAGACAGGACUACGAAAACACACUUGCUGUAAAUCUAUACGGAGUUAUUAUGGUAACCAAAGCAUGCAUGCCUUUAGUUCUGAAGGAAAAAGGGCGUGUCGUUAAUAUAUCAAGUGUCUCGGGAAGAAUCGCAUUCUUAAAUUCGUCAUACGCCAUUUCCAAGUAUGGCGUAGAGGCAUUUUCUGAUGCACUUAGACGAGAGCUUUAUAGAACAGGUGUAAAGGUACAGAUAAUCGAGCCUGGUGCUUUCACAACGUCAAUUUUUUUGGAAACUCCGUGGCGGUUGGCCGAACAAAAGGCAGCCGGCUUGAAUUUAGAAGCCGAAGUCCUGUCGCAACUUCCUGAUGAUGCCUUAGCCCAACUCACAAGACCAUUUGAAAUGAUAAAGCAAACAGGAUCAUCAAAACUUCAUCAAGUUGUAGAUGCCUAUUGCCAUGCCAUCACAGCAAAAUUCCCGAAGAAAAGAUACCAGGUCGGAAACGAUGCAAAGUACGUUUAUCGGUUGUUGUGGAAUCUUCCGGAAUGUAUAAGCGAUUUCUAUAUAGACUGGCUGGGAGCUAACUCGAUUUAGAAUCACAUUACAUCUCAAGAUAUAUAGAUGGACAUCAUAUGAUUUUGAUUAUGGACUUCUUCUGUUAUUUUGUUUAAUUUAAUCAGUAUAUUUAUUCAUUUACUCUAUAAAUGUAUCAAGUAUACAUGAUAACUUUUGAUCAAGCUCGAAUGUACGAAAAGUUUACACCGUAAAUAGCGACGGGUUGCUCGAAAGAUAGAGGCGGCUAUUAGAUAUAGAUAUUACAGGCCUUAAUAAUAUCAAGUCACAGUGACUUAAGAAUUUGUCGAUAUGUUGCAUUAAAAAUAUAUCUGUGUAUUAAGCUUCAGGGGCCGUAUUCAUAAAGCAUCUUAAGUAUAAGUAUAAGAAAUUGAUCAUUUACUUAAGUAUUACUUAGGUAAGAAAUUUAUUUUACUUAGGUAUAUUUGUUAUUCAUAAAACAACUUAAUAAGUAAUUCUUGGCUUUUAUUGUGGACGAAAACAUUAAAAAGACAACAUUAAUUUUAGACAGAUACAACAUGUACAAUUAUGUUUAAAGUGCUUUUAUCUGAAAAACAACACUUUAAUCGUACUCACGACGCCAUUUUGUUUUCUGGCUUAAGUCAUUUCUUACGUAUCUUAAGUUUAAGCUGUUUUAUGAAUAGGACUUAAGUUUUUUACUUAGACUUAAGCUGAAAUCACCACAAACUUAAGUAAAAUCUUCAACUUAAGUCAAAACUUAUACUUAAGAUGCUUUAUGAAUACGGCCCCUGAUCUAAAAUCAGAGCUCCUCGCCGCCGAAGCGGUUCAGUACUUAGUAAAGGAUGACGGUUUCAACGUUCGAAUAAAAUUGAGUCUUUACACCGGACAAAGUAAGAACUGUGCAUGAUAUUACAAGCCUGAGUAACAUCAGGUCACUGUAACUAUAGUGUUUGUUGCUCUGUUACAAUAAAAAUAUAUCUAUAUUAAACUUAUAAACUACAUUUAGAUGUGCUUUGCUGCCGAAUCGGAUCAAUGGUAAGUGCAGGAUGACGGUCUCAAUUUUGCAAAAAAAAAAAAAGAAAUUUUACGCUGAGAACGUAAUUGGUAUAAGCCUUAUACAGAGCCACUGUGACGUACAUGUUUGAUGCUCUGUCGCAGUGACUGUGGACAAAUCGGACAAAGUGAGAACCGCACUCGACACUACAAGUCUUAGUUAUAUCAGGCCAUUGUGACAAAAGUGUUUGUCGCUCUUUUGUAUUGCAAAUUUAUUUGUGUACUACAAUUUGAGGAGCUUUUAUGCUGAAAUCAUUUCAGUGUUUAGGGCAUAAACAUGGUCUCUAUUUUACACAUAAAUUUAAUUCAACACUGGUAGAAAUGAAAACCAUGCAAGAUUUUACAGGCCUUUGUGACUAAAAUGAUUGUAAAUAUAUUGCUAAUGAAAAUAUAUCUGUGUAUUAAG
This is a messenger RNA of Mercenaria mercenaria, 2707 nucleotides long. RefSeq names its product 17-beta-hydroxysteroid dehydrogenase type 6-like. Gene Ontology annotation, molecular function: oxidoreductase activity. The record is from RefSeq and is a predicted model, not a curated record. The coding region runs from base 352 to 1308 and encodes 318 amino acids. Lineage: Eukaryota; Metazoa; Mollusca; Bivalvia; Venerida; Veneridae. The transcript has 5 exons.